This is a messenger RNA of Pezoporus occidentalis (night parrot), 5849 nucleotides long. RefSeq names its product RP1 like 1 (gene RP1L1). The transcript is spliced from 8 exons. NCBI's taxonomy places the organism in Eukaryota, Metazoa, Chordata, Aves, Psittaciformes, Psittacidae. Gene Ontology annotation, biological process: photoreceptor cell development; retina development in camera-type eye; intracellular signal transduction. Bases 354 to 5849 code for a protein of 1831 amino acids. The record is from RefSeq and is a predicted model, not a curated record. Gene Ontology annotation, cellular component: axoneme.
UAAGCUGCUCAUCUUAAUCCCAUUCCAAGUGGCUACCCUGGGCAGAGUCCAUUUGCUUCUUUUAUCUGGAGAAGUGGUUGAGCAUGGGAGCAUACGAUGGUGGGGAAAGCUGCAAGAAAAGGAGAGAUGUAAAGAUUUAGGAAGGAAGGUGGGGGCCAUUCCCCUGUGCAGACAGUGAGCAGAAGAGUUCUUUCAUUUGCAGGGCUGGGAAAAGUAAAGAAGGGAAAUUUCUCUGCCUGGCUUUUGAUCUCAGCUGUGAGUGCUCAAGGGAGGCCUGACCUGGGAUGGAUUACUGACUUGAGCAAAGCUAUGUACCUGGAUUACCUUUGCUGUGUUACCAUUAAGCAACAGGGAUGACUCAGAUACCUGCUGACUACCUGUCAACCACCAGCUCCUACAACUAUGAGCAGCCCCUUACUUCUGUGGCUCAGACAAGCACUGUCACCAAGGUACUCCCAGCCAAAAAAAUAACCUUCUUCAAGAGUGGAGAUCCUCAGUUUGCAGGAGUCAAGAUGGCCAUCAACCAGCGAAGUUUCAAGAGCUUCAGUGCACUCAUGGAUGACCUCUCUCAUCGGGUCCCACUGCCAUUUGGGGUACGGACCAUUACCACCCCACGAGGAAUACAUUGCAUCAGUGAGCUGGACCAACUAGAGGAUGGAGGAUGUUAUCUUUGCUCCGACAAGAAAUAUGUCAAGCCUAUUAGCAUUCCUUCUGGGGGACACAGGCCAGGCCCUCCACGAAACGGCCGUCCCUCCAGUACCUUAAGAAGAACAGCUCAGGAGGGCAAGCUUGAAGAUUAUUCCACACCUUUCACUCAGCAUGGCCCCAGAAUACCAAAGAAGUUCACACUAGUUAAGAAUGGAGAAAGUGGUUUUCGUCGUUCAAUCAUCUUGAACCGCAGAAAUGCCAGGAGUUUCAAAACACUCCUGGAUGAGAUUUCUGAGAUCCUGCAGUUCCCAGUGAAGAAGCUCUACACUGUUGAUGGGAAGAAGAUCGACAGCAUGCAGGCUCUGCUUCACUGCCCCAAUGUGCUGGUGUGUGUUGGUCGGGAGCCAUUUAAACCCGUACUGGUGGAGAAUUUGAGGAAACACUCAGUGGAGAAGCUGCCUAACCUGGCUCCCCAUUCCAAUGGCAACAAUGUCAAAGAAAACAAUGAAGUGGACUUUGGACUGAAAGCCAAAAAAAGUGUUAUCCAUCCACGAACAGCAUCAAGCAAUAGGUCGAUGAGAUUUUCUUUAUCAUCAGAAAAAUCAUAUCCUAACGGUCUUGCUGCCUCACCAGAUAAUGGUGUACCUUUCUCAAACAGUUGCUUGCAUUCAAAACCUGGGGACCUGGUCCAUUCCUUGGUCAAUGAUGACAUAGAAAAGCGGGUACAUGUGAACAAGGAUGGCAGCUUGUCUGUUGAGAUGAAAGUCCGCUUCCGUUUGCUAAAUGAUGAGACUUUGCAGUGGUCCACCCAGAUCAAAAAAUCCAAUCUGAUGAACCAGAUGCCUUGUGAAGAGUCAGGUGUAGGGGAGGACAAUGGAGUACACCCCAUAGAGAAAAUGAACCCAGAAGCCAGCUCAGAGGCAGAUGAGUCAUUAUAUCCCUGUGAUAUUGAUUCUUACAUGUCGAAACUUGAGGAAUCGGAAUGUGAUGAGGCUCAUUGUCAUAGCUGUGGAAAGAAACACCAGGACUAUGACAUUUGGAAAAACCCCAUGCACACAUCCCAGAGGGGAGAGCCCAGUGUACGAACCACCUGGCACACACGGUCAUCAUGCUCCAGCACAUCUUCCCGAAGGAGAGUAGUCCACAAAAAAAUGGCUUCUGUGGAUAGCCUCCGCACCACAUCCAGUGAGGAAUUCUCUGAGCACAUUGUGCAAGAGUCCUCAUCCUACUCAGAGACUAUAGAGAACCGAGUAGCAUAUCGAUCCAUUAAAAAGUGCACGUGUCGAAGUGAUUUGUCAACAGGUGCUUCCAAUGGAGAAGACCAGCAAGAAUACACUCAAACAAGCACAAGCAAUAGUCAGAGACCUUCAUCCUUGGGUUUAAUGUCACAUUCAAGCUGUGAAAACAACCUGGAUACUCAAGAAACCCCUGAAGACCAUGAGGCCAGCAAAACCAAUUCACAAAAUGAAGAUGAAACUUGUUUUGAAGUCUCCUCUGUGAAGUGCUUAAAGGAUGAUGGGGAAGAGGUUGAAAGCAGCAGAGUUGGGAGUGCCAUGUCAAGGUCAUCUCUGCAGUCCAGAAAGAGCAAGAAGAAUGUAUGUGAGGAAACAAGUAGUGUGGAUAGGAGCACGUUCUCCUCAAGCCUUCAGAGGGCAAAUCAAGACAGUAACACUAGGUCUUCCACUCCUGCCAAUAGUGUGCACAGCAAGUCUAGUAACUGUACUGCACCAAGAGCAAAGAGUGAACAGGAUGACCAUUCUGAUGACAAUGCAGUGAUCUCCUCCUUCUCCAGUGAGUCCAACCCGAAGAAAGAGGCUGAAGAGGUUGAAGCAGAGGAAGAAGAAAAUGAAAUCAAUGAAGUCAGCUCAGUGUCAGCAAAAUCAAAGCCCAGUCAAUUGAUUAGAGAUGAAAGCAGUGAAGGGAAGCCAAAGAGCAAAAAAAUUCGUUCAACCAUGUUCAAGAAUUCCUCCAUUAGCAGCAUAGGUACUGCUUCAGUGAUGACCCCACGAAAAGAGCGAAAAGAAAUUGUUGAUUCCUCCAAAGCAACUUCCUAUGGGUCUAAAUCAGCUGCAGCUGAAAUAGAUGAUGAGAAGAGUAAAGAGAUUGAUGGUUCUUGCAAUAAAAAAGUGGAGGAAGAGUUAGAAGGCAUGGACAUGCAGGAGGAAGGGAGUGAAUUAGUGCCAUCUACUCUACCAAAUACAUCUCCAGAAGAGGUUGUGCAAGAAUGGCUGAGUAAAAUCCCUUCAGAAACAUUGCUUAUGAAAUAUGAAAUGGAGGAUAAUGUAGAAGAGGAAUGUAUGGAGGCAACCACUGAGGUAUCAUACUGUACAAAUGCUGAGGAAAUCUCAGAGGAUGAAAAAGCUGAGAAAAAGGAGGAGGCUGAAAAUGAGGAAAAGGAUGAAGUAGGAAAAGAGGCAGCAGAAGGUACAGCUAUUAAUGAAGAGGCUGAAGAAUGCGUGAAUCAGGAACAAAUUUCUGAGGUUGUGUCCGAAGCUGACGAAGCUGACAAAGCUGACCAGGCAGAAUGCAGCCAGUCAGCUACAUCCCAACGAAAUAGCAACAGAAGAGACCUGCCAACCACUGUCCAGACUUCAGUCCAGAUCAUGAAGGCCUUGCUUAGUUCAAAACAUGAAACAAAAUUUGACCGAUCGAACAGUUUGCCUGAAGUGUCCCCUACUAUGGGGAGGAAACUGAGUAACUCUGCCAGUAUCCUGAUUACUUGUCUUGCCAGUCUCCAGCUCCUUGACGAAGAGUCAGAAGGUCCAUCAGAUAAAUCAAAAUGUUUGAAUAAGCCAAGGUACAUGGAGCUGCUAAAUGUUUUUCAAGCCCUGUGGUUUGGGUGCAUACCUGAAAAAAGUGGCCCAUGUUCAGAUCAAGAAGCGUGUGAACAGGCAAAGACAGCCUCAGCGUUUAAAGCCCCCAGGUCUGUAGAUUAUGAUUUCACUCCCAUGUCCUCUUCUGGGGUUGAUGUUAACAGUGGUUCUUGUGGCUCAGUGGAAGAGAAUACAGCUGGUGCCAGAGACUGCACUUUGGCAGCACAGAAAACUGCUGAAUUCAAAUCAUCUGGACAAGUGGAAAAUGUAGAGACUGGCACUGAACUGACUGAGGCUGAGGAGCAAAGUAAAAAGGAAGAGCAGUCAUCCCGACCUUCAACAGCCUGCUCAAAAUCAAAGGCUGAGGAAAAAGCACAGUCUACUAGAGAGAACUCUCUAAUUCAAGAGGCAGAAGAGAAUAAAGAGGACCAGUGCAGUAACUGUGAACAUGGUCAGGAGGAAGAGGGAGAAAAUGAAGACAAAGAAAACCGCAAAUUAACUGAAAAUGGAGAACAAGAAGAAUCUGAAGUUGUGAACAAUGAACUCCCAAAAGAAAAUCUUGAAGAAGAAGCUGAUCAGCUAGCCGCUACUGACAAUACAAAUGUCAAUGAUGCUGACUGUGGAACAGAGCUGAAAGACUAUUUGGAAGAACAGCUUGAAAAAGAGUCUCCAAAUGACCCAGAACCCAAAGUUGAUACAGCCACCAGUGUGGGCACAUCCUUUGUUCAGCAAAACUCAAUAGAUCCAGACCCAGUUUGGGUCCUGAAACUACUCAAGAAAAUUGAGAAGGAGUUCAUGGCUCACUAUGUCAGUGCCAUGAAUGAAUUCAAAGUCAGGUGGAACCUGCAGGACAACCAACAAAUGGAUGAAAUGAUAUUGGAACUGAAGGAGGAAGUGAGUAAAAGGAUUCAAAAAAGCAUAGAGAAGGAGCUGAGAAAGAUCAAAAACAGAGCAGGGAAGAAGCUGCCAAGACCUCCGGAUGAACCUCUCAGACGAGAGUCAACACUCCAAACUGAGCAGAGGAGACUGCGAUUGCAAACUAUGCAUAAAAAGUCACACUUCAGUGACAAGGAUGGAAACCAGACUAGGCUAGAAGACACAUCAGACUUAUCUUUUGAUGUAGAUAACGAUACAUCAUUUAGUGAAGCUUUUGAGGCCAGUAUUAGUAAACAAACAAGUGAGGAGGAAUACUGCCCAUGUGACUCUUGUGUGAGGAAACAAAUGGCUUCCAAACCCACAAGAAAUCCAGUGGUGGCCACCAAUGCCCCAGUCAUGAAAGCAUUUGAUUUACAGCAAAUCCUGAGGUUAAAGAAAAAUUAUAAUGAGGAAGCCUGUGUCUCAGAAGCAGCCCAAGACAACAAAACAACUCCCAGUAGUUCUGUGGAAGAAGCAACAGAGAAUGGCAAUCCAAAUGAGAAUGACGAAGGUGAAACGGAAGUAGAGGGCAAUGAAGAAAAGGAGCCAGAAUUAAAUGAAAUGGGCAGCUCAAUGUUGAAUGGAGGUGAAGGAUCUGAAAUAUCAGAAAAUCAAAACUGUGAGGUGGAGAAUGAAGUUAAAGAUGAAGAAACCAAUGAAGAAGAAAAGAAAGAAGCAGAAGUGGAGGAAGCAAAAGAGGAGGAAGAGGAAGAAGCAAAUGAGGAGGGAGAAGAAGGGAAGGAGGAAGAGGAAGAAAUAAAAGAAGAAGAAGACAUGGAGGAGGAAGAAGCAAAAGAAGAAGAGGAAGACAUGAAGGAGGAGGAAGAGGAAGAAGAAACUGAAGCUGAAGCUGACAAUGAUGCUGAAGAAGAAGAGGAUGAGGACAUUGGGGCUGAUAAUGAGAAAGAGACAUCUGAAUGCAGAGGAGAUGCUGACGGCUCUGGAACUGUCAACAGUCCUGAAGGAGAUGCUGCGGAAGGAAGUGAAGCUGAGCAGCAUGAAGCUGAAGCAGAGGAAGAUGCAAAUCCAGAAUCAGAUGAGAUGUGUUCAGAUAAGGAGAAAAACAACAGUGAAGGAGAUGACAAAUGUGAUGAGAAUUUUGAGAAACCUACUAGUGAUGACCCUGACAAGGCACAUGAAAAGCAUGAAUUGAAACGGGUGAAAGGAAACUUCUCACAGAAAUCUCAGAAGGGGUCUGAAGAUGAAGAAGAAUGCAAAGAUGACAAUAACUCCAUGAGCAAUCUUCCUAAUGGAGAAGUGCACAGUGAUGAGAGCAGCAAACCCUCACAGAUGUAUCCUGACAGCGAGGAAGAAGAGGACAAAGCAUCUUCAUGCACUGAUCCUUUGGAAGAUGAGGACCAGGUAGACGUUGAAGGGACAGAUCCAAAGGAGGUUGAACAUACUGAAAAUGUUCAGGCUUCUAAAAAGAAAGAAGACUCUAAUGAGAUUGGCCAGGAUGACCUGGACUUCUAG